AUGAGUGGUAGCCUGGGAACAGUUACCCACAGCAGCAACAGCAGCGUCGGCAGCGCGAAAAGCGGCGGGAGCGACGGCAACGCGAAAAUAGCCAAGGUCGCUGGGUUGGGAAAGCGCGGAGGUCGUCAGUCGCAGCGCGAGGCGUUAAUUCACCGGGAGCGCGGAGAUGCCGCCGUGCAUUGCGGGUGGGAGGAUACGGCCGCUCCUCACGCUAUGAUGCCCGUGGAUUUGCGCGAGGAAGGGAAGGAAGCCGCUGCACUCGCAUCUCUCCCCUCCUCCUUCCAGCCGCUAAACCAGUCCACGUCAUCGUCCGUUUCUGUCCAAGUAGACCCGCCUGCACACGUCAACGCCGCCGCCACGUCACCAUUCCAUCAAUCGUCGCUGGCAACUGCUGCUGUAUGUCCUGUACCAGCCGCCCAUAACAGCUCAUUGAGGCCAUGGAUCCCAGAGACGGGGAGCGGUGCUAGUGGUAAUGGUAAUGGUGGUGUUGCUGCUGCUGCUGCUGUUUCUGCGAGUAGCAUUCCCCUUCACCCCUUUCAUUCGUCGUCAUGGGAGAUCGAGCCCUGCAUCUCCGUGCAUGAACCUGCUGGUAGCAGCAGCAACUGCAGCAGCACCACCACCCAUGCGCACGAGACACAUUCACGUGGCAUCAUCACCCAUACACAUGCCAACAACAUCCAUCCACAGUCACAGUCACGUGCAUGGCCAUGGGCAUGGGCGCACCGAGGUGCAUGGCUCUCUCCCUGGGCCCUCCCCUGGUCUCUCCCUGCUGAUGCUGUGCGAUGGUACCAGCAGAGCGUUGCUGAUCUGGGAUCAACCUUGGGCUUGGAUUGGCAUCCAGGGGGGCACAUGAGGGGGAUUGGCGCAGGGGGGCUGGCGGGGGGAAGGGCCAGGGGGCGGGUGGUGCGCGGUAGAGGAAACGGAGAAGCAGGAGGGAGGUUGCUGCGGCGGCUGAGACAAGCAUGGAGGAGGGGGUUGGGGAGAUGGGGGUGGUGGGGAUGGCAUGCAGAGAGUAGCCUGGAUGGGAGCAUCAACAGUGGGACGACGAACCAUGGGACCACUACCGGCAGUGCAUGCAGCAGCAGCAACAGCAGCAGCGGCAGCACCAGGAGCCGAGGCAGCGGCAGGAGCAGCGGCAGCAGCAGCAGUUUCAUCAUCGUCAGCGGCAACAGCGGAGGAGGAGGAGGAGGAGGGGAAGGAGGAGGGGUGGAGGGAGAGGGAAGGAGUGGUGGAGGGAGGAGGAAGCAGCAGUGGAUGGUGCCGGGGCUGGGCCUGCCGUUGACAGCGGACAUAGUGGCGAUAGCGCUGGUGUACUUUGUGCAGGGCGUGCUGGGGCUUGCCCGCCUGGCUGUCAGCUUCUUUCUCAAGGACGAGGCGUUCUGGGGCUCGCCCGCCUGGCUGUCAGCUUCUUUCUCAAGGAUGAGUUCGGGCUCGACCCUGCUGAGGUAUGCGUGUGCUGCUGCUGCUUCUGCUUCUGCUUCUGCUUCUGCUGCUGCCGCUGCUGCCGCUGCUGCUGCUGCUGCUGCUGCUGCUGCUGCUGCUGCUGCUGCUGCUGCUGCUGCUGCUGCUGCUGCUGCUGCUGCUGCUGCUGCUGCUGCUGCUGCUGCUGCUGCUGCUGCUGCUGCUGCUGCUCCUCGUACGGCGCUUCUGUCUGGGCUCUCAACACUGCCAUGGCUCAUCAAGCCUCUCUACGGCUUCCUCAGUGACGGCUUCCCCCUGUUCGGUUCCCGCCGCCGCUCCUACCUCAUUCUCUGCGGCUUCGUGGGUGCCUCUGCAUGGGCCCUCCUCGCGACAAUAGUCCACGACAAGUACUCCACCGUCGCCAUGAUCCUGCUCUCCUCGCUCUCGGUCGCCGUGUCUGAUGUGGUGGUGGAUUCGCUCGUGGUGGAGCGAGCCAGGGGCGAGGACCAGAGCAUGGCUGGGUCGCUGCAGUCGCUCUGCUGGGGGUCCAGUGCGGUUGGAGGGAUUGUGAGCGCGUAUUGGAGCGGUAGCCUGGUGGAGAUGUACGGCACGAGGUUUGUGUUUGCCGUGACUGCUGUUCUCCCCCUCAUCACAUCCAUUGCGGGGAUCUUCACAUCCGCUCCUCUCAUUCCCCUCUCCACCCAUGGUCUAUCCGCCUCUCCUGCUUUCUCCUCCUCUUCUGCCUCCCCUCACCCCCCUCCAUCCUCCUCCCAUGGAGAUGUAUUGAUUGAGCUUGGUCACAUGAGUCAGAGUGAACGAGUGGGGGAGGGGAGAGUGGGGAUGGGAGGGUUGGAUGGAGGAAGGGACGUUGGGGAAGCGGUUAAGGAACGAGGUGGAGGGGGAUCAAGGGGUUCGACAGAUGGGGGUGCGGUGGGGAUGGGUGAGAACAAGCAACAGAUGCCCCUGCUGCGUCCGUAUGCUUCAGCACCUUCUGAUCCUACUGCAACCCAUGAUUCUCAACAGUCAUACCAUCACCAUCAGCAGCAGCACCACCACCACCAGCACCCACUGCAGCAAUUCUCAGUCAACUCCACACCGGCUAUCAGCGAGUCGUGCGUUUACUCCUCCGCCUACCCUCCCAACUCUACCACUUCCCCCACUCCACCGACCAACCCAAUCCCCCAGCAGCAGCACCACCACGCAGAGCACCAUUCCACUGCAGAAUCCCCCCUCAUCUCCAACACUCCCACCCCUUCCUCCUCCUCCUCCUCUUCCUCCUCCUGCACCUCCUCCUCCCUCGCACCCUCCCACGCACACUCUCAUGCAUCAUCCCCCAUCCCAGCCAUGGAUGUGCGCGCACAGGCGUUAUACCUAUGGGCCACUAUCCGGCAACCCAGCAUCCUCAUGCCCACGCUCUUCAUCUUCCUCUGGCAGAUAACGCCUUCCUCAGAUACCGCCAUGUUCUUCUUCACCACAAACAAGCUGGGCUUUGGACCAGAGUUCCUAGGGCGGGUGCGGCUGGUGACAUCAGUGGCGUCGCUGGUGGGUGUGGGCGUGUACAACUUCUGGCUCAAGCAUGUGCCACUGCAGCGCAUCUUCCUCUGGAGCAACCUGCUCGGCACUGCCCUCGGCUGCACGCAGUUGCUGCUGGUGACGGGAGUGAAUCGCAUGCUGGGCAUCAGCGACCACUACUUUGCCCUGGGGGACAGCCUCAUCCUCACUGUCCUCGGCCAGGUCUCCUUCAUGCCCAUCCUUGUGCUUGCGGCUCGUCUCUGCCCUCCUGGAAUCGAGGCCACAUUGUUUGCCGCCUUGAUGUCAGUCAACAACGGGGCGUAUGUUCUAAGCGGGUUGCUCGGGGCUGCUCUUACGGAGAUGCUUGGAGUCACAAGCACGAAUUUCCAUAACCUUGCCUUGCUUGUUCUACUGUGCAAUCUCUCGUCUCUGCUUGCGUUGCCGUUCCUGCGCUUGCUUCCCUCAUUGGAAGAGGUGGAAGCGGCGGUGGCAAGGCUUCAAGAGGAUAUCGAAGCAGGAAAAGAAGCAUGA
Messenger RNA from Closterium sp. Naga37s-1, 3444 nucleotides. Lineage: Eukaryota; Viridiplantae; Streptophyta; Zygnematophyceae; Desmidiales; Closteriaceae. The record is from the annotation of a GenBank genome assembly.